AUGAGGCAAGUGCUGCUGCUGCUGCUGUUUCUACAGACGGCUCACUCUGAACUCAGGGCCCGGGACCCUGAGAUGGAGCAGGAGGAUGGGGGAAUCAGGGUUCCUGACACAAGGGGAGGCAGUGUGCCAAAGGACAAUGUACCACAGGGAGGAGUGCCACAAGGAGAUGUUCCAGCUCGAUCAGGCAACUGGUGUCCAGUUGUGCAGAAGCGAGUGGUGACAGCAGUCGUUGUGAGUGGAACAGAGCAGUACACCGCCAAGUCUCAAAGCCCAUGUCCGAGUAGAGUCCCGGACUGCCAGCUCGUCAUGUACAAGCUGUCUACACGGCCACUCUACAAGCAGACCCCAAGGGUGGUCUCUGCCCUGCUGUGGCAGUGCUGUCGUGGCCACUCUGGCCCCAACUGUGAGUACGCAGCAGAGCAGAUGGAACACAUGGACCCUCAUCAAGAGCAAAACGACCAGCACACCAGUCAACCCGACACGCCUCAGAACGUCCCACAAGAUGCAUACGAAUCUUCUGAUCCCAACUACCAACCUGAAGCCUACGACCAGUUUCUGGACCCUGACCAACAGGGACACGCCCAACGGCAAGAACACAACCUUCUGCGACAUACAGUCUCCAACUCAGAGCACAGGGACAGAGCACCAGAACAGCCCAACACGGGAACCCAGGACCCAAACACACGGUCACCAGUUGUAGGCAACAAGACUGACCCUGUGGCCCUCCGAUACCAGGACACUCCAGCUGUCCUCCCAGUGCCCCACAUGAUGGCAUUGGUUAUGUCCCAGCUGCAGCCCGUCCUGGAAGCCUUCAACCGCUCCCUGGUGCACAUGCAGAGUCAGCUGGGGGCCCUGACCCUGGAAGUGGCUGAGCUGAGGAGCCCGCUUCCUCCUAAACUCCAGGACAGCUCUCUGAUCAGAGAUGACUCAGACGACGAAGACAAACUGGAGCCAGUUUAUCAAGAGCUGAGGAUGACACAGGACCAGCUGCAUCAGCAACAGCACCUGCUGGAAUCCCAUCAUACUCUGCUGCUCGGAAACUUGACCAGACUCAAGACACACUUGGACGUCAAAGUUGAAUCUUUGAAUCACAGUCUGUCUCAGCUAAAGCUGGACAUGAAGCAGCCCGCAUCAGAACUGGCCCAAGGCUCGGAGGCCUCAGCUCUGUGGAGGGCCGUAGAACGCUUAGACAACCAGGUGGUGAACAACUCAGUGAAGGUAUUGACACUGCGCGAGGAUGUGGAGGCGGUGUCAGGCAGCGUACAGCAGUUUCACAGACUCUACAAGGAACAAGACAAACGCAUCAAUGCUACCUCCCGCCGCAGCCAGGUGCAGUUCAUGGAGACUGGUCUGGAGGUGGAGGCGGCCAAAGUAGUGGUGCUACAGAGAGUUGAGGAACUCGCGGGAAACAUGAGUGUCCAAGGGAAGAAGCUGUUGGAGCUGGAUGUGGACGUGGACUACCUUUUUGAUGUCCUCUACAAAAGGAACAGCUCCACUGGAGACAACAGCUGCUCUGACCUGAGGACUGCCAUUACACACCUUCAGUCAGGGCUCAGUAAUGUCACAGAGUUGGCCAAUGAAAACAGACUGGCCCUGGAAGAGGGUGAAGAUCAGGGGGCACCAUGGGGGGACGGUGACUGGCAGCCAGCAGUGGAGGCUCUGCAACAAGGACUUCAGCAGGUUAAAUUGUCUUGGGCUUUGGAGGAGAACCGGACCAGAGGAGUGGAGCAUAGUCUGGCUGAUUUGAACUGGUCUUUGCAGCAGUGGCAGGCAGAGGUCACACACCUUCAGCAGACAGAAGCACAGCGCACUCAGGACAACAUGAAUCUGCGGGGAUCCUUUAACUCUCUGCUCACAGACGGUAUGCGCCUCAGCGACGUGCUCGAGCUUCUGCUGGGAGAGGAGAUCCUUGAGUUCUUGGACUGGCCCAUUCUCGACCAAGAGGCCCACUCCAUCCCUGCCUUGAAAGAGCGUCUGAGACUGCAUGAGGAGCAGCUGAACGUGCACAACCAGAGUAUUGCACAUCUAACAAAACACAGAACCGAUCCAAAGGAGGUCCCAGCUGCUGACCAGCCAUCUUCACACCUUCAGCCUGACUGGCUCUCUGGGGACCACAGUAGCGGUGGGAAGGGCAUGGUCAGGGAAUACCAACGUCUCCAUGGGCCCCAGCUCAGAGAUGGCAGUGAUCUGUGGAAACUGGAGCAGGCCGUGGAGGAACUACAGCGCAGAGUGGCGAGCAUAGAAGAACAGCAGAACAGCAGCAGACAGAGGGAUCCACGGCUCCAGGACGAGGUCAUGUGGCUGAAACGUGGACUGGAGGAACAUUUGAGGGUCUUUAAAAACAUCUUUAGCAACACAGAGAAACUGACAGCUUCCAAACAACCACUGGAGCUGGAUAAAGUGUUUGAGCUCGUGAAGAACCGACAGAGGAGGAAAGGUGGAUCAGGGAGCACACACUGA
Molecule: messenger RNA, 2460 nt
Organism: Knipowitschia caucasica
Lineage: Eukaryota; Metazoa; Chordata; Actinopteri; Gobiiformes; Gobiidae
Source: the annotation of a GenBank genome assembly